AGUAAAUCGUGAAAAUUAUGUGUAACCAGAGAUAAAUUGUUGCAUGUUUUUCAGUUACUUAAAAUUAAAAUACCUAUGUAAAUAUUGACAACAUUAAUUCGCCUUAUCCUAUAUGUUUACAUAUCUGUGCUUAGUUUUAAAGCUUGCUUAAAAUUAAUACGUCUCUCAAGAGCAACAAAAUAAAAGAAAUUUACUCUGUGAGUGAACCAUUUAUACACGUAAAGAAUGUGUACACGAAUUAUAGCAUAAAUACCAAUUGAUUUGACUAUUUGACUAUAUUUCGUAAAGUUAUCCGAUUUCCGAAAUUGCAACAUAUUGUUGAGAAAUACAUCAUAAAUAAGCAUAUACAGAUUUCAACAAUUUGAAUGCUAUGGACACCACAACCACUACCGGUCGACGGCGAAACAAUAUGUGUGCUAAUGCCGAGGAUAAUGCUCUCGAUCAAAUAACAAAGGAGGCCGAAGCGCGUCUCGCUGCUCGUCGCCAAGCACGUGUUGAAGCUCGUGAAAUACGUAUGCGAGAGCUUGAGCGGCAGCAAAAGGAACAGGAGCAAAAUGCAGACCGGGCUUUUGAUAUGCAAAGUAUAAGUGGCAAUAGUAUUCACGACACACAUCCUACACGUCUCGUUUACGGUAACCUUGUUAACUUGACGCGUGCAGCAGUUUCGCGCCGCAGCAGUGAGGAUUCAUUAGAAGAGGAGGGCCGCAGCUUGCGGGACAUCAAGAAUGAUCUUAAAGAAGUCGAAGAACGUUUCCGCAAGGCAAUGAUAACAAAUGCUCAAUUGGACAAUGACCGGUCAUCUCAAACUUAUGAAGUCAAAUUACUGAAGGAUAAAAGCGAAACAAUGCAAGAGUCUUUUGCACAGCUGCAGCGAGAGCUCAAAAACAAAUUGCGCGAUUGUAACGCACUCAAACGCAAUUUGGACCGAACAACACUUGAAUUGAGCUUGGUCCAGGGGCAACUAAGCGAACGCGAUGCGCUUAUUGCAGAACAUGGUCUAGUUAUUGUAGCCAUUGAGAAUACUGACGGUAGCGAUGCCAAAAGGGCAUUAGUUAGUGUUGAAAACGCUAAUAUUUUGGCGACCGUUCAGGGAUCGCUUGAUGUAAGACUCAAAAAGUUUUCAGAGGAAAAUCAACGACUUUUGAUGGAAGUGCAAAUGCUACAUGAGAAGUUGGAUACUUUUAAAAAUGAAGGCCGGACCGGUCGCUGUAGUUCGUUGAAUGGGUCCUUGGGAUAUGACGAUGAUUAUGAUGUUCAAAGAGAAGCAAAUAAGAUAGUAUCAGAUUAUAAAUACAAACUGCAAAAGGCUGAACAGGAAAUCGCUAAUCUACAAGCAAACUUAUCACGUUCGGAGUCGCAAGUGAUUCGAUACAAAAGCACGGCAGAAGCAGCGGAGAAAGUGGAGUCAGAAUUAAAAGUGGAACGGCGCAAACUGCAACGUGAGCAUCGCGAGAUUCUGGAGCGCCUUGAAGAAGCAGAAACUGCAAAUAACCACCUACUAAAACGUCUUGAUAAACUUAAAAAUGCAAAGAGCACGAUAUUGAAGGAUUUAUGACCAAUGAUAACAAGAAAUAAAGAAGCAAACAAAGGAACACCGGCAAAAUCGAUACUUCCGCAGCAAACAUAUAUCUGAGGAAAACUACGUGAUGUUUUCGUAAACGAGGAUAAUUGCACAAAUAACACAUUUAUACAACAAUCAUACCCAAACUAAUAGUUAUGGAUAGCAAAAUAUUUUAAAAUACACUCAAAUACUCUCAUUAAAAUUAUAUGCAUAUA
Messenger RNA from Drosophila innubila, 1776 nucleotides. Its product is annotated as leucine-rich repeat flightless-interacting protein 2. The coding region runs from base 371 to 1555 and encodes 394 amino acids. NCBI's taxonomy places the organism in Eukaryota, Metazoa, Arthropoda, Insecta, Diptera, Drosophilidae. Gene Ontology annotation, biological process: regulation of DNA-templated transcription. The record is from RefSeq and is a predicted model, not a curated record. The transcript has 7 exons.